AUUGCCUUUUUAUUGUCAUUUAGUCGUUAUUUAUUAUGACUUUUUUGUGAUGUUUAUUUUGUAAAAAGUAAUUAUAAAUGCAUAUGUUACACCAUUGAAAAACUGAAAAAUAGUAUGAAAUACAAAGACAUUGAAAAAAGUGUAUGUAAAAGUGCAUAGCUGGGAUACAAGUUAACCUUGUCGCCAACAGCCUUGGUAAUAUUGCUGCGUCGUAUGCAGAAUCCUCGCUGCCACAUGAAUCUAGACAACUUGGAUAAGGCGCUGCACGAUUUGGGCAUGCUGAGCGCUAUAACGGAGGCCCGGCGGGACUACCUACACGAGUCCAAUUCUAAUUACGGUAUGAUGAGACUGAACACGCGCUACGUCUCUAACGUCACCGUGGGUUAUUGUAUGAAGCGAGUAACCAACAAAAACAGACUGUGUCCUUACGUGUUGCCGAUGCGACAUAGAACGAAGAGCGAAAACUCUGACGCGAUCGCCACCAACAUGGCGGACAGCGGGCGCGAUUACUUAAACACCCUUCUGGAGCCUUCUACGAGUGGAUGCAGCAACAACGACAGUGCUAAGUGCCCCGCGAAGCGUUGCCAGUCCCUCGAAAACCUGAACAUCUCCGUGGAACCUCAGUCUAGUCCAGACACCCCGGAACUGGAUGGAGUGUCAACACGCAUUCAGAAGCUUCAAGUUGAUGAAUGACGAACCACUCCGCCACAUUGUCAUGUGACACUUAAUUAACAUAAAAUAAGUUGGAAUGACCGUGGGUAGCAAAUAGUUUUUACAAGUAGUGAAGUGAUGCAAGUAAUUAAUGUUAAAUUGUAUUUUCAGUGUACUUGUAUGAUAGCAUGGAUGAGUAUAUAGUGGAUGUUGUUAAUGUUCCUAGUAAUUUCUUGGUGUAAUUGGUUAAUUUUGCAUGGUAUUACCUCAGUGAGUUUAUUAUUGUCAAGGAAGUCUGUUUGAGUCCUAUCUCCUAAGCAUUUAAAUAAAUUUGCUCAAAAAAUUGGAAUGGGUACAAAUUAUAGGGAUAUGAAAUGUAAAUUAUUUUGUAUCCACUUUUAGGUAAUUGUUUGAUAAAAGUUAUUGAGUUUGUUGACUUUGGGAGUUUGUGAUGUGUCCUAACAGUUUAUGGUUACCUUUAAUAAGUACCACCUAUGAGAGUUGUUAAGAACAAAUAUUUUGUUUUCUUUCUAAGUCACAGAUGCACUUCCUACUACCAUGCACUUGCAGCUUGUUUAAUUAUAAAGAGGGGUUUGGUUUAUUGUUAAAUCUAGAGAUAUGUAAUAGAAAUACAAUUUUUUUUGGCUUAUACUAUAAACAAAGUAGUAUUAUCUAAAUAAUCUGAUUAUACCAUAAGUAACCAAAUGUUGAUCAUAGUUAGUCAAACAUUCACUGUGAAUUUUUUUUUUGUGAACCCUUAUUGCAUUUUUGACCAGUGUUAUUAUUUCUUCACUGUCCUUAAUGUCAUAAUUCAGUCUUUUGUUAAUAAACAAAAGCAUUGUGAUAAUGACUAUGGGGCAUCUGAAAGUACAAAUUUAGUACAUUUUUCACUUUUCAUCACAUAAAGUCUGCUGUCUAUACUUAUGUUAAAAAGCUAUUACAGUGGAAGGGAAUGUGUCAAAUUUAGGACAUUUGCCUGCAUGAAGGUUUAAUGCUGCCCUUCCACUAAGGCAGAGAUGAGCAGGAGACGUCCAGGAAUCAACCAAUAGCAUUGAUUGUAAUCCAGCAGAGCGGAGGAGACAACCAACGCUAUUGGUUGAUUCCCGCAUGUCUCCUCUUACCUUCGCCUUAGUGGAAAGGCAGCCUAACAUCUGUAUUGAUUAGGUAUAAUUCUCACAAGCUCUCUUUAAAUGCGAGAAAUAAGAACAUUCUAUCCAAAUUAUUUUAACAAAGCAAAAGUUUUAUUAUAAGACUGUGUAGAUCUCAUUUUGUUACACAAUCUUUUAAAACUGACCGUAGUUAUGCAUAAAACGAUCAACUCCAUUUUUUUAUCAACGCAGAAAGCAACCAAAGCCACUAGUUAGGGUGUUCUCUUUGACAAAAAUAAAUGGUCGCUUUCUACAGAACUACGGUCAAAUGAUUAGCUAAGGCAUAACCUUGUGUGAAUAUUUUCUAUUCGUAGAUAUAACCCACAUUGCUUUUGUGACUUAGGGAUACUUAACUUUGUUAACAAAUUUAUUUUUUUCUUAUUUAAUAUUUGAAUAAAUAUUGCUUUAAAUAAUU
Messenger RNA from Cydia strobilella, 2214 nucleotides. RefSeq lists its product as uncharacterized. The record is from RefSeq and is a predicted model, not a curated record. Lineage: Eukaryota; Metazoa; Arthropoda; Insecta; Lepidoptera; Tortricidae. Bases 214 to 693 code for a protein of 159 amino acids. The transcript has a single exon.